GGUUGGUUGAACAAAGCUAGUGCCUCCUUAAAUGUUAUGUCUUUGGCUCCAUACCAGCCUCACUGCUACUUUCCACUCAGCUUUGACUAUCCCUCCUCCCAGUGCAGCACUCUGAGUGGCAGACCUGCAGUCUCUGCUAUGUCGCUGUGGUAUCUGUUCAGCGCCCUGGUCGGGGGGCCCGGCUCUGUCCUCAUUUCGGUCCUCCUCCUUAUACUAAGUGUGCGGCUCUGGCAUAAGUCUCGUCUUUGGGACCUCCAGUGCUGCUCCACGGAUCUGACUGGGAAGGUGGCAGUGGUGACUGGGGCCAAUAGUGGUAUAGGGAAGGUUGUGUCCCAGGAGCUGGCCCGCCGUGGGGCCCGUGUGAUCCUUGCUUGCCGUAGCCGUGAGCGUGGACAGCAAGCCCUGGCUGAGAUCCAAGCAGCCUCAAAGGACGCCUGCAUUCUGCUUGGCGAGGUGGACUUGAGCUCGAUGGCCUCCAUCCGGACCUUUGCCCGCUGGCUUCUCCAGGAGUAUCCUGAGAUACAUCUGUUGGUUAACAACGCUGCGGUCUGUGGAUUCCCCAAGACACUAACCCCAGAGGGUCUUGAAUUCACCUUUGCCACAAAUUAUGUUGGGCCCUUUCUGCUCACAAAUCUACUGCAAGGGUCCCUACAACGGGCAGAGUCAGCCCGGGUGGUGAAUGUGACUUCCUUUAUGCAAGAUUGUGGGUACAUUGAUGAGGAACAUCUAACAGGGGCUGGUGGACCUCUGACCUUCAACCAGAACUAUUACUGCAGCAAACUGCUUUUGACCUCGUUCACUGGGGAGCUUGCCCGGAGACUUCAAGGGACAGGUGUGACCGUGAACUGUGUGGAACCAGGUAUUGUCUACACGGGCAUCAUGAAGCACUUCUCUUGGUUAUACCGCUUCCUCUUCAAGCUCAGCAGCUUCUUCCUUAAGGAUCCUAAACAAGGUGCAAUCCCAGUCCUCUACCUGAGCUUGGCAAAGGAGCUGAAUGGCGUAUCUGGAAAAUAUUUUAACAGUUCCUGUGUGAUAACUCUUCCCCCUAAAGCUGCUCAGGAUCCUGUUGUGGCCCAAAGCCUCUGGAAUGCCUCAGUCCGACUAACCAACCUAGACAAGACGGACUGAUCCUCUGUGACCCCUGCCCUGACUUGCCACCUCCCCCAACUCGCAGCCCUUACUCUGAGUAUACUUGUUGUUGGCCAGCUCCAAGGAUCAAUCGUCUUAUCCACUUCCUCCUCUUGUUGGCUCAGUGGUACAAGGGUUCAGAUUACCCAGGGGACAGUGUCAGCUUCUACUUUAUUGCCAGUUCUCUGGUGGAAGUAUUCAUCUCUUGGGCAUUAGGAUCUCCAAGUCUACCAAGUCCCAGGUUGUGGUGAGGGGGAGUGAAACCCCUUCCAGUGAAUAGUCAAGGUACCAGUAAGAGAGGGAACUCCCACCUAUACUUCUUUGUUCCCAGACCUUUGCAUCCUGGCUUUGGGGAAACAACACCACAUAGCGUCCUCUGGAUUAAAGCAUAUCCCCCAUCCUGUAGGACAGCACCCCAACUUCCCAGGGUGUUGUCUCCCAGCUGCUACUAUAACUGAGCCUGCAGAUAAUCAUUCUGCCUUUCUAUCAACUAGCUGCUCUUGGUGAUGAGUCGUGCGAUAAAACCAAUGAAUUCUGGGAGUGAGAGCCUGUCGCUUCUUUCUUGGGGUCUUUGUUCAUCUGUAUCAAUUUUGAAAUCAGCCCUACAGAUUUCACACGCACACAAAUCCUUUUGGGACUGCAUUACAUCCACUUGGGAGGACUGACAUUUUUAUAAUAUUGAAUUCUAACCAUGAACAAGGUAUACUCAUAUCUAUUUAAAUCUUAAUAUCUUUACAAAAUUUAGAAAUAAUUUCAUCCAUAAAUAUCUUACAAUAGUUUUAUUAUAUUUAUUCCAGGUACCUUACUUUUCAUGCUAUUGUAAAUGGUAUUUUAAAAUUUGUAUAUUGAUCACAUAUUAAGCAGCUUCAUGAAGUUACUGAUUCUAAGAAGUUAUCUGUGGAUUCUUUUGUUUUUUCUACCUAGAAAAUCACAUCAUCUAGGAAUAAUAACAGUUUUAUUUCUUCCCUUCCAAUUAUCAUAACUUUAUUUUUUUCUCUAGAAAACCUUGAUGGACUUGAUAGUAUUAAACCAAACUUGCAUUUCUGAAAUAAACCAAACUUGAUCGUAGUGCUUCUUUUGUAUAGAUUGCUAAAUUUAGCAUACUAAUGUUUUUUCUUUAGAACUUUUUACUAUAUUCAUAAAUAAAAUUGGCUUUUACUCUCCUUGACUUA
Molecule: messenger RNA, 2300 nt
Organism: Rhinolophus ferrumequinum (greater horseshoe bat)
Lineage: Eukaryota; Metazoa; Chordata; Mammalia; Chiroptera; Rhinolophidae
Product: retinol dehydrogenase 12-like
Exons: 6
Coding region: 37-1128 (363 amino acids)
Source: RefSeq, a predicted model, not a curated record